AUGACAAGCCUUUCGAGGUUUAGUGGCUGCCCUCUCUCUUGCGUCAACCCCGGGGAGAGCAAUACUGAACCCAGCGUGGUGCUGCCACCUUUGGCAGGAGAGCACAUGGGACACCCCACUGGCAGUUCCUUAAAACUCUGCCCCUCGCACAAUUUGCGAGACUACCCCGAGACGAGGUCCAGUGCAUAUGUUGACCAUUCGGUUCCCAAUUUUUCAGACUCUGGAUACCCCAGCAGCCACCGGUUAGAGCACAGCCCUAGGGGCAUUAUCAUUGGAGCCAAUCUUACUGGAGCCGGCAUGCCACCCGUCACUGAUCAACUGGCAUCAAGAGCUAACCAACAUGGCGGGAUUGGAAGGUAUCGUGACUUUCACGGCUGCAGAGACAACAGAAGCCAUGCUUUUUUCACAAGUUAUCAGGAGCAGGCCCAUGGCUCUAGCGACGCUACUCGAGAUCUCGGCGGCCAGAUGAUGCUGGGUCUACCUGGCGACCUCCUCACCCGGACUCACCCUUAUGGCCAAACUAUCAGCCCCAAGGGAAACAGCCAGCAACUUGUCACACAAUUCCUGGGUCUGUACAAGCCCUUGAACAUGGCAAUUCAGCGUGGAGGAGGCGACGCUUUCCUCAGGUGCUCUAAACAAACAGUGAAGCCUGAGCUGGUGUGCAAGUGGAGUGACGGCCAAGAGGGGGUUGGGAAGCUGGCUUGCUCCAGAGCCUUCGGGACCAUGUAUGAACUUGUCACCCAUGUGACAGUGGAGCAUGUCGGAGGACCAGACCACUCUGAGUAUGUGUGUCACUGGGAGAACUGUGCGAGGGACAGGAAGCCUUUCAAAGCCAAAUACAAACUGGUGAACCACGUCAGAGUCCACACAGGGGAAAAGCCCUUUCCCUGCCCCUUUCACGGCUGUGAGAAAGUUUUUGCAAGAUCAGAAAAUUUAAAGAUCCACAAGAGGACCCACACAGGUGAAAAACCAUUUAAAUGUGAGUUCGAGGGCUGCAACCGGAGGUUUGCGAACAGCAGCGACAGAAAGAAGCAUUCUCACGUGCACUCCAGUGAUAAACCCUACAUGUGCAAGGUCAGGGGCUGCGACAAGUGUUACACCCACCCAAGCUCCCUGCGAAAGCAUAUGAAGCUCCACUGCAACAAGGCCCAAGUCGCCAAGAGCAGCGACGCGCGUCCUGGUGACGGGGGUCACAUUGCGGAGACCAGGUCAACCCGAGUCCCGGAUGGAGGCCCGAUCAGCCCCCCACAACCCCCCACCUCCACCCAAGACGUCCCCAUGUCCCCAGAGAGUCGAGACGAGUCGACCCCGAGGUCACGUUUCCAUCACACAUUUGACAGCAGUUUGGACUACUCCCCACAUAGGUCACAGCCCCUAUUGGACCCUUUGUUACUACAGAGAGGCAGCUACAGGUCCCAGUCCUCCCAGUACCCCUGUGGCCAGACAGGUCACACUUUUGCCCAGAGCUCGAGGACUUUCCCCUCCACAUCUCCCUUUCAGAAAAGUAUUGUGAAUGGAUGGUACACAUGCCACAGCGGCGUGGACUCUUUCCCACCAAAGCAGUGUAAUAACAUUUCGUCUCUCUGA
Scomber japonicus (chub mackerel) is the source of this 1587-nucleotide messenger RNA. RefSeq names its product zic family member 6 (gene zic6). Gene Ontology annotation, cellular component: nucleus. The transcript is spliced from 2 exons. Gene Ontology annotation, biological process: regulation of transcription by RNA polymerase II; central nervous system development. Bases 1 to 1587 code for a protein of 528 amino acids. NCBI's taxonomy places the organism in Eukaryota, Metazoa, Chordata, Actinopteri, Scombriformes, Scombridae. The record is from RefSeq and is a predicted model, not a curated record. Gene Ontology annotation, molecular function: DNA-binding transcription factor activity, RNA polymerase II-specific; RNA polymerase II cis-regulatory region sequence-specific DNA binding.